Messenger RNA from Cavia porcellus (domestic guinea pig), 1552 nucleotides. It is a transcript of the gene Ctss, whose product is annotated as cathepsin S. Gene Ontology annotation, cellular component: lysosome. Gene Ontology annotation, biological process: positive regulation of peptidase activity; positive regulation of apoptotic signaling pathway; immune response. Lineage: Eukaryota; Metazoa; Chordata; Mammalia; Rodentia; Caviidae. Bases 191 to 1186 code for a protein of 331 amino acids. Gene Ontology annotation, molecular function: cysteine-type endopeptidase activator activity involved in apoptotic process; cysteine-type endopeptidase activity. The transcript has 8 exons. The record is from RefSeq and is a predicted model, not a curated record.
GAGCUAGCUGCUUGUAAGAUUGCAAAUGAAACUGAAAUUAAAGUUCACUUCCUCAUAGUGGAUACUCAUGUGACAAAGUCUAAAUUCCCUUUUAAAGUUAAUUCUACUGAAGCCUCUUUACUUUGAAAUCUUUGGAGGCUCUGCACCAAUUCAAGGACUCAUUAUUGGAGCACCUGCUGGCUUUAUCACGAUGAAGUGGUUGGCGUAUGUGUUUGCGGCGUUCUCUUUGGCAAUGGCACAACUGCACAGGGAUCCUACCCUGGAUCACCACUGGCACCUCUGGAAAAAAACCUAUGGAAAACAAUAUCAAGAAAAGAAUGAAGAAGAAGUCCGGCGGCUCAUCUGGGAGAAGAACCUAAAGUUUGUGACGCUUCACAACCUAGAACAUUCAAUGGGAAUGCAUUCGUACGAUGUAGGCAUGAACCAUUUAGGAGACAUGACCAGUGAAGAAGUGCUGUCUUUGAUGAGUUCCCUGAGAGUUCCCAGCGAAUGGCCCAGAAAUGUCACUUACAAAUCAGACCCUAAUCAGAAACUGCCAGAUUCUAUGGACUGGAGAGAAAGGGGCUGCGUCACUGAAGUGAAAUACCAGGGUUCCUGUGGUGCCUGCUGGGCUUUCAGUGCCGUGGGAGCCUUGGAAGCACAGGUGAAGCUGAAAACAGGAAAGCUGGUGUCUCUCAGUGCACAGAACCUUGUAGACUGUUCAACUGAAAAAUAUGGAAAUAAAGGUUGCAAUGGUGGCUUCAUGACCGAGGCUUUCCAGUAUAUCAUCGAUAAUAACGGCAUUGACUCAGAAACUUCCUAUCCCUACAAAGCUGUGGAUGAAAAAUGUCAUUAUGAUUCAAAAAAUCGUGCUGCCACAUGUUCAAGUUACACACAACUUCCCUUUGGCAGUGAAGAAGCUCUGAAAGAAGCCGUGGCAAAUAAAGGACCAGUAUCUGUUGCUAUUGAUGCAAGUCAUGCUUCGUUCUUCCUCUACAAAAGUGGUGUCUACUAUGACCCCUCCUGUACUCAGAAUGUAAAUCACGGGGUAGUAGUGGUUGGCUAUGGUAACCUUGAUGGAAAAGACUACUGGCUUGUGAAAAACAGCUGGGGCCUCUACUUUGGUGAUCAAGGAUAUAUUCGGAUGGCAAGAAACAGGGGAAAUCAUUGUGGGAUUGCUAGUUAUAGUUCUUACCCAGAAAUCUAGAUGAACUCUUCAUUUUAUUUUAUAUUUUUUGGUACCAGGAAUUGAAUUUAGGACCCUGCACUUUCCAGGCAGGUGGUUGUGCUGCUGAGCUAUAUCUAUGGCAGAUCUCUUCAUUUUACAAGUCAAGAAGAUGAAAACUCUCCGUUAAUUUUAUUUGCUGUAUCCAGAAAUAAGUGUAAUGAUCAGUGUAUAUUUAUCAUACUUAUUAGAAAAUAGUUUGCUUCUUCACUUUAUAACAUUGCAUAUCUCUAAAACAAGUUUGCAAAAUAAUAAAUUAAUAAUGUGCUAUCGAUAUGAAAAUUAAUUUGUAACUUUUUAUAACUGGCUGGCCUAAGAGAGCUCAAUAAAUCUAUCACUCCAAAUUUC